Molecule: messenger RNA, 3625 nt
Organism: Morone saxatilis (striped sea-bass)
Lineage: Eukaryota; Metazoa; Chordata; Actinopteri; Moronidae
Gene: fam110c
Product: family with sequence similarity 110 member C
Exons: 1
Coding region: 244-1296 (350 amino acids)
Source: RefSeq, a predicted model, not a curated record
GUUCUCACUUGUGAUAGUAUCAGGUGUACUUUGAACAAGCUUGUGUUUGGUUAAAACUAGCCUUGCGUAGAAUGGGUGGGGUAAUGUGUUUGAACAGACAAGGUGAAGUCUCCUGUUGUAAUACGUGCUCAGGCAAAGAACGGGCAUGAAUGGAAUCUUUUACCUCUAACACUGGAGAGAGCGCACACUAAAGGAUUACUCACUCUUUGGAAAUAACUGAUUUGAAUCUUCAUUAAAACCGCAAUGGAGGCAACUAGUGACACCACAAAAAUCCUCGAGAAGGGUCCUGAAUACCUUAGAAAACAAAUGGAACUGGAGAGUGAGGCGAAAGGACGCAUGAGCGCCGUGGAAAGGCUCGCUGCAAGCAAAACUAAAUAUGUCAAAAGCCAACAGGUGGCCAACUCAAUUCAGGAGCCAGUGAUCAGUCUUGGAUCAGCCUCUGUGAGCAGCACCGGGUCUUCUAACCGGAGCUCGAACCGUGGUGGGAAUCUUGCCAUAGGGAGUAACUCAACAGAGCGUACAUGUGGUGCACAAAGUUGCUCACCAGGGCAGGUGCGUAGGUCCAGCUCCAAAAAACGACCAGACUCCCUCCUGCUUUACAGACAGAAAUGCGAGUUACUGAGAGGGACAGCAAAUGACCGGAAACACCACAUAACACGUAAGUUGCUGCUCAGCUCUGUGCAAAAAAAUAUUCCGUUACCUGAGGCGGCAGAUAAGGAGUGUGAGUCUGAGGGCAGUAAGGAAAAAAUUACCACACCUGAGGAAACAGCAGAGGAAUGUAGCUCAUGUAUAGUUACUGCUCAAUCAGAGAGGAGGAGGAAUGGAGUAGCAGAACAACACAACGCAGGAGAUACUGCUCCUGGGACAAAGGUGACAGCUGGUGUGGCUAAUAAAUCUGCUGGUCUCUUGACGGUUCCUGAGUUUGAAAGGUCUGGCAAAGGGGUCAGUCGUUCUCACUCUGACAUCAGCUCCAGGUACUCCAAAAACUUUACAGACUUUGAUGCUUUUUUCAAGUAUUGCGGACUGGGCGGUGAGGUCAUUGAGUCUUUGGGGAAGGAGAACUUCUCGGCGCGCUCAGAUGAGAUUGCAAUAAACCUCCGGAGUGUCAGCAUUUCGACAUCGGACGAUGGCUUCUCCAGGAGAAGCAGUGAAAGCGACGGGCUACUGGAGGACGAGUUACAUGAAAAGAUACGUCAGGGGACGUCAGUUAUUGAGCGCAAUGCAAGGAUUAUCAAAUGGCUGUACAGCUGCAAAAAUGCCAUAGACACUGGACAAAAAUUAAGAGACCUUGGAUGAGCCACAUUUUUUUUUACUCUACAGAGGCCAAAUGCUUAACUUAGACUGUUGCAUUGAUGAUACAUUUUAUCCAUUUAUCACAUUUUAUUGCAGAAAAUACAUCAAAACACUGUGUGUGUGUGUUUAUGUGUCAAAGUUAUUAUUAUUAAUUAAAACUAAAGACUAAAACUAGGUGUUAAAAAAACAUUUGAAUUAACUGAAAUAAUGAAAAUAAAAACAAGAAUGAUAUGAUACUUACUAACUGAAGUGGCUGAAAAUUUUUAAAAAGUAUACAAGAAAUUUGUUUUUGUCAAUUUGUUCAAAUUCGUCAACACAACAAGCAUGAUGUUUGUCUGUUUCAUAUGUUUAUUGAGACUGGGAUGUCUACAUGACUGUGAGUCAAUGUAAUACCUAUUCUGAACUUCUUAAAUCUGGUCCCUUAAAUCUGGUCAAAAACUAUUUAAUACCCCCAUAUUAUAACAAAAAAACUAAAACUAACACUGAAAUUAAUUUAAAAAUAAAACUACACUAAAACUAACUGAAACUAAACCAAAAAUGUAAAACAAACAUAAAAACUCUCCUAUGUUUCUUUUAGUUUCUGUGAAUACUUUAUCUUACUUCUGAGAAAAAGCAUGUUUGCUUCUGUUCAAACUUGCAUGAAACUGUUCUCUGUCACGUUUGAGGCCACAGAAAAGCCCCACACACUUAGAAACACGAUGUUGACUGUCUUGAAAAUGUGUACUUACUUAGUGCUUAGUUUUAAUUUUAUCAAACUUUGCAUUCUACACAGAUUUAUCACACAGAUACUCAUUUGGAAAAUAUUGUGUUAAAGGUCAAAACUAUAUGCAUUUGAAGACACACAAAUCCAGAAGAGUAAAUAGAUUCGAAUUUUAGCUUCAGUGAUAUUCAUCAAAAAUGAGCCACUGACCAAAACAACCUCAACUGAAGAACUAAUUUCAAACACAUUAAGUUCAAUUAAUAGUACUUUAAAAAAAAAAAACAACUUUAUACUUUUGCUUAAAAACCUCAGUACCACUUUCUAAUAAGUCAUCAGUAAUAAUCAACUAAUGAAUUUAUGAAUUUACAUAUGGUAAAUAAAUCCUUUAUUCAUGCUCUAAAAGUCAGUUAAAAAACAUGAAUACGAACAUAUUUUUAGUUGCCAGAUUGUGAAACUUUUUCCUUUGGCUGGGUUUUUUUUGCAAAUACUGUAGUAACAAAUGUUCUUAGUCCAUUAAUAAUAAGUUGUUAAUAAAUUGAUUUUGGUCCAGAUCCACUGCAAGUUAAGUGUCCAUCCUUAAAAGGCAAUUUUCACAAUCUGGCCACCCAAAAAAUCUAUAAAAAUAUCUAUAAUUUUAUCUAUAAAAUAUUAGUAAAUUAUAUAUUAUCCAUUAAAAUACAGUUACAACUGACAUUUAUAAAAGUUACUAUGAAUAGAAAGUGGUCCCAGUAAAUUCUAGACAAAGGCUUUUAGCUCAUACGAUGGUCCACAGCAGGACCUUCAGACCACCACAAGCAUGAAAUUGCCCUUAAAUCAUAAUUUAUGUGACCUGCCUCUUAAAUUCACAAUCCAGUGAGUGUACUCCCUGACUUCUCUAUGUAAAAGAUGUACAUACGAUCACACACACACACACACAUACCGCAGUUAGUAUCUUCUUCUUUACUUGUUAUUGCGGUUAAGUUUUUCUUAAUAAACCUGGUAAAAUCAUUUCAUUUAAAACUGCAGCCACACUAGAAACUUGUAGGAUGUGGUUACUGUGUGGUUACUUUCCAACCAAAUAAUCAGUAGGUCCGUGAGUCCUGUGUGAGAGGAAUGUACCUAAUAAUCUGAUAGGCUUAAAUCCAGUGACCCGUUGUAACUGUAUCUCCACUUUCCUCCCAAAUCCCUGUCUGCUUUGUCUAUUCACCACUUUCUCUCUCUUUCUGUCCAACUUUCUGUGCUGAUCAAAGCUCAGAAGCUGUAACACGAGUGGGGGAAAAAAAAGGACAGACUAUUGUUAACUCCCUGUGUUAAACAAAUUCCAUCAUUCACUCUGUUUCGUUCUCAUGCAGAAGCAAAACAAUAUUUGUGUACAGUGUAUGCGAGUAUACACGUCGCUCUGCUGCUGUCAACACACCUUCCGCUUCUCCAGAAUUCACAUCAAAGCAAGUCAUGUCUUGCUCUUUCCACUUGUUUGUUGCCGGGAAGUUAGACGUUGUAUCGUAUUUUUUUUUUAGGAUUUGUAUUGUAUAAAAGUGUUGCAAUGUUCUCUAUGCUGAAAUAUGAACUACUAUUACCAAAACCAGGUUCAAUCUGGGUUUGCUGCUGCCUGUGUAACAUUGUUUUGUACUGAAUUACUGUAAAUUCUGUGAA